Messenger RNA from Didymodactylos carnosus, 282 nucleotides. The record is from the annotation of a GenBank genome assembly. Lineage: Eukaryota; Metazoa; Rotifera; Eurotatoria; Philodinida; Philodinidae.
AUGAGGCGCGACGUAGCGAACUAUGGGUCUGAGAUCGAAGCGACGGAUGAAUUGAAAGAUUCGGCCGAGUUGCGAGCGUAUACCGAUCGCUUACGUGUUGUUCUAUCUUCAGCACAUAAGUCUGUGCGAGACAAUCUUGACAUUGCGCAACAAAACCAGAAAAUUCUUUACGAUAUGCAUCGUAAGAAAGUGGAAUUUGAGGUAGGAGACUUGGUACUAACGGCAAAUACGGCAGGUAGCGCAUUAGGAAAAUGGGCAGUUCCCAAACUUGCACCCAAAUAG